This is a messenger RNA of Mauremys mutica (yellowpond turtle), 2682 nucleotides long. RefSeq names its product DEP domain containing 7 (gene DEPDC7). Bases 78 to 1640 code for a protein of 520 amino acids. The transcript has 9 exons. Gene Ontology annotation, biological process: intracellular signal transduction. Lineage: Eukaryota; Metazoa; Chordata; Testudines; Geoemydidae. The record is from RefSeq and is a predicted model, not a curated record.
CCCACCCGCUCGGCUGGAGCCCCGGCGGGCCGGCGGCGGCGGGCGCACUCCGCUCGCGGCGCUGGGAGCAGCCUGCCAUGGCCGGCGUGCGGGAGAAGGCGGCAGCUUUGAAUCUCUGCGCUGUGUACAGCCCGGCUAACAAGCCCCCGGGUUUCAGCUUAGCACAAAAGCCAUUUGGAGCAACAUACGUAUGGAGCAGCAUCAUCAAUGCGCUUCAGACUCAAGUGGAAGUGAAAAAGCGGCGACAGAACCUGAAAUGCUAUAAUAACUGUUUUAUUGGCUCUGAUGCAGUGGAUGUCAUCUUUGCUCACCUCCUCCAGAACAAAUAUUUCGGGGAUGUAGAUAUUUCCCGUGCUAAAGUAGUGCGAGUGUGUCAAGCACUGAUGGAUUACAAAGUGUUUGAGGCAGUUUCAACUAGAGUCUUUGGAAAAGACAAACGGUCUGGGUUUGAAGAUAGUAGCUGCAGCCUCUAUAGAUUGACAAAUGUACCUAGCCCAGAAGACGGUCCAUUUGAAAAAGAAUACGGGCACUGUACCCCUCAAAGACUUGAGAAAAUGGCAUUUAAUCCUCCUCCAGUCAAAUCAGAAAGCUUAGAAGAUCUCUGGGAAAACUUGAGUCUAAAACCUGCUAAUGCUCCCGAAGUAAACCUCUCUGCAAGUUUGUCUCGUCAAGUUAUUAAUGAAGUAUGGCAAGAACAAACAAUUGCUCGUCUGCUGCAGCUUGUGGACCUUCCACUUCUUGACUCUUUACUUGAACAUCAAGGGGUUAGGUCCAAGCUUCCCCAACCCAAGAAGGAGGCGGGAUACAUCAUCACAAGCAACUACAUAGACAGAGAAAUUCUCAAGGCUUUCAGUGACUCUCAGACAGAUGAAUGGCUCUCUGCAGCAAUAGAUUGCUUGGAGUAUCUUCCAGAUCAAAUGGUGGUGGAUAUAAGCAGAAAUUUGCCUAGUCAACCUGAUAAAGCAGACACAUGGAAACUACUGCUGUUUGAUACCAUUGGUAGAUGUUACAGCCAAAAGAAGGAGCCACUGUUAAGCCAUGCAUCUGACAUCCACACAGGAAUUGCAGAGCUGUUGGUGAAUGGAAAAACAGAACAGGCUUUAGAAGCAAUUCAGCUCUACUUGAAGCUUUUGGAUAGUCAAACUAGAGAGGAGUUUAGGAGGCUGUUGUACUUCAUGGCUAUUGCAGCACAUCAUUCUGAGUUCAAGUUGCAGAAAGAGAGUGAAAACAGGAUGGUUGUAAAAAGAACAUUCUCUAAAGCUAUUGUCAACAAUAAAACUUUAUCCAAAGGAAAAACUGACCUCCUAAUUUUAUUCUUGGUGGACCAGCAAAAAGACGUUUUAAAGAUCCCAGGAACAUUACAUAAAAUGGUUAGUGAUAAGCUGAUGGCUGUACAACAAGGACAAGAUCCUAGUAAGGAUACAGGCUACACCUUCUGCCAGAAACUUGAUCAAAGUGAAUAUCACUACAGUGUACAGAAGACCACAAAAGCUGAGCUGUUAACUUUGCUCAAAACUAUUGAUGAAGACACAAAAAUCUCUGCCAAGGAGAGAAAGAAACUGCUAGGUCAAUUUCAUAGUAGCAAUCCAACUAUCUUCAUGCAAUAUUUUGGUGAUAGAGUUACUAAUAUGUGUGUGUAAUUUAAAAUUAAAGAAAUGUAAUCUGUACAAUAGUUUUCAGAACAUUAAUAUGUCUUUUACAAAGAUUUUGUAUUCAUCCACAUAAUAAAAUUAUUUUGAAGAUGAAUGGAAUUUACAAGUAAUCAAAUUAAAAACUAUAAUCUUGGGCUUCAGCUGCUUUUAUAAAGCAACGUGUGUUUAUGGAACAGUUUGAGUGCUCAUCUUAAAUUUUUGUUGCUAUAUUGCCAAAACAAGCCUGUCUGAUGGCAGAGAAAUCUGAAACCAAGAAUCCCAACUCAUGUAUUAUUUUUAAUAUUACUUUCUUCAAACAUGGAAGUAAAGUCCUGUGACAAUGGUAAGCGAGUCACUUAGCAAAAGUAUUUGCUUUUGGCUGUCUGGGACUGGUUCUGAGGUUGGUUUGUUUUUUUGUUUUUCCUCCUCCAGCAAUUUUUAGAAUCUUGAAUCUUAGCCUAAUCUAACUUCCCUUGUAAGACAUAGUUCAAGGUAACAUAUCUUUCCUUUUUUUAAUCAAUGCAGUACCGUAGUAGUCUAGAAAAUUGUGUAAACUCUUGUUUGGUAUUCCACAACCUGUAUCAAACUGCUAAUUGAACUGUCGUCAUGUUAAGAUGACUCGUUGUGCCAAUUUAAGCUUAAUGGGGAAAAUGACUUGAUCAUUAAGGGCCUGAUACUUCUGUGUACACUCAGCUCCACUGACUUUAAUGGUUUUAGAGUUUCCUGUAGAAAAGAUUAUAUUUAGUUGUACCUGGAUAUCAACUGAUUUAACAGAAAAGCCAGCCUAUAAGUGCUUCAGUGAAUCUUGGUUACUGCAAAAUAAUGGUCAGUGGUGGGGUGCUCUUAGUAUGAACCAUCUAGCUACAGUUAGUGAUUUGGAACAAACACAAGGAUUUUGAGUUCUAUAAUGUGGACAUGUGAUUUGUCCACAUAAUCCACAGUGAAACCCUGGAGGCUGCUAUGUAUCUUCCUAUUGUGCUCUUAAAGAUUAGAGAGGGAGCAUAGUCAUCAGUCUCCUCAAUGACUUGGAGCCAACUUUGCCCUUACUUGG